AUGACAAGCCGCUUGCUUCCUCGCUUAGUCUCCCUUCUCUCUGCCUUGACCUUGCUGUGUCUCUGUGGAGAAGCGGUGGCGCCGGGCUCGGAAGGGGCUGUCCCGAGGCGACAGUUGAGGGCUCCUGCAGAUCUAGCUGGCCGCCGGGCCCUACGCCGCUACUUGGAGAUCACCGAUGAUGCCAGCAGCGCUCCUAACCUUGCCCUCUAUCCCGGUACUCACGUUCCGAUGGACGUAAUGACGCACCUGUUGGGAGAGCAGUACAGCGUGGACCAUCACGUGCCGAUCAACAUCAUCGGCGGCCAGGAGAGGACCUUCUACGGUAAGGUCCGGGAACUCCUGCUCCAUCCCAGAACACCCGUCACUAGCAUGGGCUAUGAAGGCAAUACGUUCUUUAUCACGCAAGCUCGCCGCCUGGACGAGAGCAACUAUCCGGCAUGGGGCACCAUGAUUAGACCUGCCUUUCAGUUGCACGAUGACGCCUUACAUCCGAUCCUCAUCGGAAAGGUGCUGCAGAACAAUCCGCAGGGAUACGAGUUCGACCUCCUUGCCGUUCGAUCGCCUGCAACGGUGACGGAGAGAGAAAAGUUCCUGGCAAGGCUGGAAUCGUCUCGACGCCUCGUCCACUUUACUGACCUCCUCUAA
Moesziomyces antarcticus is the source of this 645-nucleotide messenger RNA. RefSeq lists its product as uncharacterized. NCBI's taxonomy places the organism in Eukaryota, Fungi, Basidiomycota, Ustilaginomycetes, Ustilaginales, Ustilaginaceae. The transcript has a single exon. The record is from RefSeq and is a predicted model, not a curated record. The coding region runs from base 1 to 645 and encodes 214 amino acids.